UGCUCUGAUUAGUGUGCGUGCGUGCGUCAGCCAUUACCAACCUAAACCUCCUCUUUAUUCAUCCAAAAAAAACCCUAACUUCACCACUGUUUACAGCGAUCUAUCUGCGGUUGUGUUCUCGCUUAAAUGGAGGAUUUGGAUCCGAAAACCCUAAUCAUCACUACAAGGCACAAAUGUGCGGCUUGUUUUCAGCAAUUUAAGAAAAAAGAACACCUUGUUGCUCACAUGAAGAAAUCCCAUCACUCUGUGCAUCAGCCGAAAUGCGGCGUUUGUCAAAAGCAUUGCAAAUCAUUUGAAUCAUUAAGGGAACAUAUAUCUGGUCCAUUAGCUAAGGCUCAGUGUUCAAGUAUAUUCUCUCAAUACGGUUGCCAACUUUGUAUGAAGGUUUUCGAGAGCCCAAUUUCUCUUGGUGAACAUAAAGAUCAAUGCAUCUUAACAGCCCCUGAUUGCCUUGGAACAAUAAAUAUUCCCUACAUAGAGUAUGAAGCGUUACAAGAUGUAAACUAUAUUGAUAAAGAUCUUAAAGCGGUUGCCGUCGAUUGCCAAAUGGUUGGGUGUGGUAGUGAUGGAUCACUUGACCAAUUGGCUCGUGUUUGUCUUGUUGACGAAGAAGAAAAUAUAAUAUUUCACACUUAUGUGGAACCUCAAAUAUCUGUCACCGAUCAUAGAUACGAACUAACCGGCUUAACCGAAGAACAUCUAAUAGAUGCCAUGCCACUAAGGAAAGUACAAGAAAAGAUAUCUCAAAUUUUAUAUAACGGAGAAUCAAUCGGAAAAGCAAGGUUGGAUGGUGGAAAAGCUAAACUUCUUGUGGGUCAUAAUUUAGAGCAUGAUUUGGAUUGCUUGUUAAUGAGUUAUCCUGACAAAUUAUUAAGGGAUACUGCAACGUAUCGUCCGCUAAUGAAAACUAAUUUGGUCAGUCACUCUCUCAAGUACCUCACUAAAACAUAUUUAGGGUACGAUAUAAGGUUAGGGACACACGACACUUUUCAAGAUUGUGUAUCGGUAAUGAGACUAUACAAGCGUAUGCGUUCUCAAGAACAUCAAGAUUACAAAACUGCAACAUCAUGCACCAAACAAAACCUUAUUUUCGACAACGGAACAUCUAAGGAUCUUGAGAAUAUGUCCCCAGAUGAACUCUUUCAGAUUUCGACACCAAAUUAUCAGUGCUGGUGUUUGGAUUCUCGACCACGCGAUCCACCAUGAGAUUGCGCGACUUUUAUUGGUGAUUUUUAGAGUAAAUGGUUUAGUAGAUGUGACCCCUAGUGUUACUGGUGAAGAUUUUCUUGAUUGUUAAUAUAUGCUAACAUGUUUUUUUUUUUU
This is a messenger RNA of Helianthus annuus (common sunflower), 1323 nucleotides long. Its product is annotated as apoptosis-enhancing nuclease. The record is from RefSeq and is a predicted model, not a curated record. Gene Ontology annotation, molecular function: nucleic acid binding; 3'-5' exonuclease activity. The coding region runs from base 127 to 1206 and encodes 359 amino acids. The transcript has 7 exons. Gene Ontology annotation, cellular component: nucleus. Lineage: Eukaryota; Viridiplantae; Streptophyta; Magnoliopsida; Asterales; Asteraceae. Gene Ontology annotation, biological process: rRNA processing.